Cylindrotheca closterium is the source of this 1446-nucleotide messenger RNA. The record is from the annotation of a GenBank genome assembly. Lineage: Eukaryota; Bacillariophyta; Bacillariophyceae; Bacillariales; Bacillariaceae.
AUGAUGUUCACUCGUAAAGUUGCAAGGAAAAGUACCAGGCAACUGAGAAGAAAUUGCCGUCACUUGCAGUCAAGUAUUGUUUCCACAAGAUCCGUGUCGUCAACUCCUCAACAACAACAACAACAAGAUCAUGGGACAGAUAAUAAUACUACAAAGGUGGUGAAAGAAUUGCCAUGGCAGUAUCUACGAGCAUCCGAUCCUUCCAACUACGACAACGAAACAUAUCAAAGAACAGACGUUGUCUACAACAUGGAAAAUGGCAAACCCAGUUUGGAUCAACAGACGGAUCUUUCAAACAAACCUUCCUUGCAGCAGGUUGACAUUGACGACGACAAGACUGCUGCCCCAUCCUAUCAGCUACAAUGGAGCGAUGGAACACGAUCCGAUCAUCCCAUUGCUUCUUUACAAGAUGAAUAUAAUCGAUGGCAACAUAGAAGUCCAGAAACUCGGGUCUUGUGGUCGAGAUUGACGGAAGGCGACCUUCGAGGAACAGAUUCCCCAAUGACCAUAUCAUACAACGAACUAGUACAAUCAGAUCAAGGCAUGAAGUUUGGCCUCCAGACUCUUUAUCAGUACGGUAUCUUGCUGGUAACGGAGACGCCUCUUCCAGAUAGCAAUAAUGCUGAGGAUGAUGGAGCUGGCAUUGCGGCAUUGGGCGCUGCCUUGGGAGGCGGCAAGAAGAAAACCCUUGCUUCCAAUUCGGUGUUGGUCAAUUACAAAGGAGGCGAAACCGAUAUUAGUCUCCCCCAUGCUACCGAUGGUCCUCUUCGGACAUUGUAUGGGACCGUCUGGUCCACAGUCUCGGAAGGCCAAACGGAUGGGGCCAGCGUGGCCGAUUCGGCCUAUGGUCAAGAUGCCUUGCCCUUGCACACGGACAUGACCUAUCUUCGAGAUCCACCAGGUUUGCAAAUCUUUACUAUGGUACAGCCAGCCAAACAGGGUGGUGACUCCAUCUUUGGAGAUGGAUUUGCAAUGGCCCAGCAAUUGCGAGAAUCCAAUCCAAAAGCCUUCGAAGUAUUGAGCCAAACGGUGCGACGGUAUCGGUGCAAGGACGAUGCUGCGGGAUGGCAUUUGGAAGCAUGGGGGCCUGUCAUUCAAUUGUGUCCUAGGGGUCAUGAAAUUGUUGGUAUUCGGCAUAAUGAUCUGGAUCGUCUUCCCGACUUGCCACCAAAUGAUGAUAUGAGAGGGGAGGAAGAAGUGAAUGCCUUUUAUGAGGAAUUGUUUGAGGCUCACAAGGCGUGGGACGCUUUGUUGGCCAAGGAUGAAUCUCGACUAGUCAUCAAGUUACAACCUGGUGAAACCAUGGUAGUAGCCAAUCAGCGAUGUAUGCACGGCCGAUAUAGCUUUACAUCUGAUUCAGAUCAUCCUAGAUCGGUAAUGGGUUGCUAUAUUGGUCAAGAUGAAUUAUAUUCGCGCAUGAGAAUGGAGGGUUUGUACUUGCAUUGA